AGAUGAAAUUGGAUUAAUACCCUGCCCUGAAGCCAGAUAUAACCGAAGCCCUAUCGUCCUGGUAGAAAACAAGCUUGGUGUGGAGAGCUGGUGUGUCAAGUUUCUUUUGCCAUAUGUCCACAAUAAACUUCUCCUCUACAGACAAAGAAAACAAUGGCUGAACAAAGAUGAGCUGAUAGAUAUCACGUGUACCCUGCUGCUGCUGAACUCUGACUUCACCACUGCUUGGAAUGUGAGGAAAGAAUUAAUACUGUCUGGCACUUUAAAUCCACUUAAAGAUUUGCAUCUUGGAAAACUGGCGUUAACCAAGUUUCCAAAGAGUCCAGAAACGUGGAUUCAUAGACGAUGGGUGCUGCAACAACUAAUUCAGGAAAACUCCUUGCCCAGUCUUGUGACUAAAGGAAACUUGGGAGCAGCACCUGUGGAGAGAAUUCACCGACUAGUGCAGGAGGAAAUGAAUGUCUGCUCUGAAGCUGCUGGGAGAUAUCCAAGCAACUACAAUGCCUGGUCCCAUCGCAUCUGGGUUUUACAGCAUUUGGGAAAGCUGACUGUCAAGGUUCUCCUUGAUGAACUUUCAUCCACUAAAUAUUGGGUAUCUGUGCAUGUCUCAGACCAUAGUGGAUUUCAUUACCGCCAGUUCUUACUCAAGUCCUUGAUAGGCAGAACUGUGACUGACAACAAUGUACUGGUACAAAAUCAAAUGGUAAAUGAGCAAAACCCUAGCCUUCAAAAGGAGGAGGAGGGUGCAGGGGCAGAAGCUGCCUGUGCGGAUGAGCAGAGCGUGGAUCUCCCCCGUCGUUUAGAGGAAGAGUUGGAGCUCUGCACUGAGCUGAUUGAUACUUACCCAGGGCACGAAACCUUGUGGUGUCAUAGAAGGCGUGUGUUCUACCUUCAGCACCACCUGACCAACAAACUUCCUCUUCUGAGUGCGGUGGUAUCAUCCGUGGACAGCAGUGAUGAAACUCUAAAUAAUGCCCACCACAGUCCUGCGACAAGUCACAUGGCACAAGUUAUGGAUGUUGAUGGUUUGAACGAAUCCAGCAGCAAACAAGGUUAUACUCAAGAAACAAAACGCCUGAAGCGUGCUCCUAUGCAGGACUCUCUUGGUCCAGAAAUGGAAUACCGGUUCAUUGAUAAAGUAUUAUCAACUUGUAGGGAUGCAGACCAAGCCAGGUUUGCCACUGCUUAUAGGAAAUGGUUAGUUACUUUUUUAGGUCAGUGAAGGAAGAGUUUAAAGCCUUCAGGGUUCUUCUUUUAGUGCAAUAUUCUCUUUUCAGACACAAGUGCAUGUCUUGGUUGCAAUUAUUAGCUAACCAUGUGUUUCUCACUCUUUCAAUGGUCAGUCCUAAA
Molecule: messenger RNA, 1350 nt
Organism: Charadrius vociferus (killdeer)
Lineage: Eukaryota; Metazoa; Chordata; Aves; Charadriiformes; Charadriidae
Gene: PTAR1
Product: protein prenyltransferase alpha subunit repeat containing 1
Exons: 6
Biological process (GO): protein prenylation
Cellular component (GO): cytoplasm
Molecular function (GO): protein prenyltransferase activity
Source: RefSeq, a predicted model, not a curated record